Messenger RNA from Paramecium primaurelia, 4089 nucleotides. Lineage: Eukaryota; Ciliophora; Oligohymenophorea; Peniculida; Parameciidae. The record is from the annotation of a GenBank genome assembly.
AUGAAUUAAUGUACAUUAUGUUACGAUAAUAUUCCUUUGAUUUCUGGAACUUGUUCUACUUGCUAAUAGAAGGAUGAUUUAACUUUUCUAUUGAUUCCAAAAGGAUGUGUUGUUUAAUGUCCAGAUGGGUAUAACUGUGACAAAGAUAAAGUAUGCUAUCAAAAUUAAAGUAACAAUUAUUUUAUUUUAUUAGAAUUAAUAACUUAUAGUAAUUCAUAAUUAACCAAGAUUAAAGAAGAUUAUUAAAUAUCUGGUAGUUUGGAAUAAUCUGCAAUAUUAUUAAGAUUAACUCUUAAAGUAUAACUAAUUGGCAAGAAUAAAUUUUUUGAUUUGAAAAUAAAUGGACAGUAUAUUGCUUAUAUAAAUCGAUUCUAGAUUUACUCAAAAGUAAAAUAUGACUACUUGUAGAAAAUGUAGAAUUAAAUUAUACUUGAAUUUAAUUAUCCAAUUAAUUCAGAAUAAUUUAUUAUUUAAAUUGAUGCAAAUAAGUAAAAAUAAAAUUUUUAAGCUCCAGAAGUUAAGAUAUAAUAUUUAGUUUGCGCCUUGAAUUGUUAAAAAUGUAAAAAUAACAAAAUUUGUGAAAUUUGUAAACCAUCCUAUUACUUGUAUUAAGGGGAAUGUUUUAAUAAUUGCCCUGUGUACACUACAUAAUCAGAUCAGACUUGUGUUGAUUCUGAUGAAAAAAUAAAUUAUGAUGAAAAUUAAGAGGUAAUAAUUUUGGUAAAAGAAUUUUGUGAUCUUUCAACUACUUAAGAGAGAAUAAAUGAAUUAUUUAACGUUGUAGUGAACAGUGGAGAUAAUUAUAAUAAUUAUAAUUUUUAAAAAGGAGAUGGUAUUUACUUUUCAUAUUUUGGUAAUAAAAGAAUAUUUGGAGGACCUUUUGUAUGGGUAAAUACUAAGUUUUAAUUUCAUCUAAAUCUAUAAAAUAUUUAAUAAAUUGUUUAUGUUAAAUUUGAAGUAAUUUUAGGAGAUGAAUAAAUGAGUAGAGAGUAAUUUCAUUAUCAAAUAAAUUCAGAAGUUAAGAAAUCACUUCAAAUCAAUGAAAAUAAAUAAUUACAUUAUGAUUAAAAUUGGUAGGAUAAUUAUUUUAUUGAUGUGAUAUAAGUUAUAGAAACUAUUUAAUAUUAAGAUGAUCAUGAAAAUGCAUUGGACAUACUUUUUCAUUGUGAUAAUGCAUUUGAAAAUGCAAAUACAACAUUUUGUGGAAUUUAAAAUCUUAUUAUUUCAUUUUAGACUUUAAAAUAAGACUAAAGUGAUUCAUCAGAUUAGGAUUACAUUAAUGAUGAAGAUAUGGAAAAUAUAUUUGAAAUAUCAAUAUGUGGUGAUGGAAAAGUUUCUUAUGAUGAGGAAUGUGAUGAUGGUAAUCUCAUACCUUUUGAUGGAUGUUUUAAUUGUGAAUAUUCAUGUGAAUAAUUAUGUUAAUUUUGUGUUAAAGGAGAAUGUUUGCUUAUGUUUGAAUAAUAAUAAUAAAGUUAGAUAUUUUAGAAUACAUUUAUUAUUUCUUAAGAAUUAAAUGAAAAUAAAUUCUCUUGUAUUAUGAUAGAUUGUGAAGUUUGUAUUUAAGGAAUAUGUUUAUAAUGCAAGAUUGGAUAUUAUAUGAAUUAUAUAAAUAAUUAAUGUGAAUCAAUAUGUGGGGAUUUAAUAAUUUAAGGAUUAGAAUAAUGUGAUGAUGGUAAUUUAGAUGAUUAUGAUGGUUGUUCAGAUUGUUAAUUAAUUGUAUAUGAAAAUUGUAUUAUGUUAUAAACAUGUGCAGUUUGUCAUUAUGAUAAAUGUUUAAAAUGUAAUGAUGGAUAUACUUUAGAAAAUAAUAUAUGUAUUUCAAUUUGUGGAGAUGCUUUAGUCAAUAAAUUAGAAGAAUAAUGUGACAACCCAAAUGAGAUAGGAUGUAUUAAUUGUUAAAUAGAAAAAGGGUAUAUUUGUUAUGGUUAAAGUUAUUCUAUUUGUAAGACAUGUAGUAAUUAUUGUAUAGAUUGCUAGACUAUUAAUUAAUAGAAUCUCAUAUGUAAUGAUUGUAUUAUAGGUUACUAUCCUAUUUAAGAUAAUUGUUUAGAAUGUGAUAAAAAUUGUAUAACUUGUAAGAUUUAAUCAAAUUUAUGUACAUCAUGUUAUAGAUCAGAUUGUGAAAUAUGUGAAUCUAUUCCAGGUUAUUAUACUGAUUUUUAAAUUAAAAGAUGUGUUACUUUAUGUGGAGAUGGAAUCUUGGCUAAAGAAUAAGAGGAAUGUGAUGAUGGAAAUAUUGAAAAUGAUGAUGGAUGUGAUUCUUAAUGCAAAAUUGAAAUUCCUCAAAAUUAUAUUAAUGAUUUAUUAGUAUGGCAAUUCACUGGAAAUACUACAUAUGAUUUCUAACUUAAGAAUUCAGAAUAUUAACUUUAAUUAAAUUGUUAAAAUCCAUUUAUUAUUAUUGAUGGUAUUAGUACAAAUGAUUAUUCAUUUAAUAUUACAUUAAUCAAUAAAACAUGUAGUUUAUAAUUUGAAUAUUUUACAUCUAUAUUCAAACAUAAUAUUAUACAUGUAGAGUUAAGUCUUUAAUUUAAUCAAAAUAGAUUACUUAAUGAAAAUAAUGAAAAUAAUGUAAGAAGUGUAAAAUUUGAUAUUUAACCUAAUGAAUAAAUAAUAAUAUCAUAAGAUUAACAAUAGUAAGCAUAAUAAAUUGCUAAUGUAUAAUAAUCUUUUAAUUUCUUAUUUAUUAUAAUAAUUCCUGUAUCCAUAGUAACUAAUCUAUAUGAUUAUUUAUGGGCUGUUCUUGAAAUUUUAAGCUGGGUAAAUAAUUUCUAUUUUUUAAAUGUUAAUUAUCCUUUUAAUGUAGAAAUGUUCCUUUUAAAUUCAGAUUGGUCAUCAUUUGUUACUCUUCCUACAUACUAAGGCUUGAAUUAACCAGAUUGCUCUUAUUAUUUUACAGCACCAUAAAAAUUUUAAAAUAAAGGAAUAGAUCCAUUAUUUUUCAAUAAUAUUCAAAUACCUUUUAUAUUUAUUCUCAUCAUUUUUUUAAUAUAUGAAUUCAAUUUCAUAAUAUUAUUUUUCUUUAAUACUCUAAAUCAAUUAGAAAUUAAAAAAUAAACUGUAAAUCAUAAACACUUUAGUAUUUUUAAUUUAUAAGUUAAACGAAAAACAUAAUAAACUUAAUUUUAAUAACAAUAAUAGGAUAAAUAAAAGACUUAAUAAACUUAGGUUUAAUAGUAAUAAAAUUAAUAAAAUCUACAAAAUAAUAGUAUUGUAAAUUAAAUAGUAGGUUAUUUUAUAGUAAUAGAUAAGAAAUUAAAAAAUAAAUUAAAAUAGACUCUUUCAUUGUGUAUGUUAGAUAUUACAUUAGCUAUUAUGCUUUAGAUUACUUUUUCAAAUAAUAACUCAAAUAUAAUUGUUGGUUUAAAUUAGUUUUUUGCUAUUAUAUCUAUCAAUAUAAUUAUAUUUUAACUUUAUCAGUCUUAUUAAACACUAAAUAUACAUAUAUUACUUGCAGAAAAUAAAUAAUAUAAAGAACAAUUUGAAAUUUAUUACGAAAAUGUCAAUACUGAAGAAUCAUUUGGAUAUUAUUUUAAAUUUUUUGGGUUGAUUAGAAAAAUCUUAUAUAUCUUUUUUAUGGUUCAUUAUUAUUAUUAUCCAAUUUUCUAAACAUUAUUAUGUUUUGUUUCAACAUCAAUUGGAGUAGUAUUUAUUUUAUAUUAAAAUCCUUAUAAUUCUAAAAGGGAAUUUUACACUUAAUUAAUUUCAGAAUUCAGUUUGAGUAUAAUAUUAUUGAUAGCAGUGUCAUUUUCAAUUAAUGAUACACAAUAGAUUAUAUUUAUAUAACAUAAUAAAAUUACUUUAGGUUGGGUCGUUAUUGCAUUUGUCAUUUUAGCAAUCUUUAUUUAAAUAUGUGGAUUAAUUUAUGGAUUAAUGAUUCAUAUCUAUUAACUAUUUUUGAAAAUAAAGAAUUAUUAUUUAAAUAUUAGAAAAGAUAAUCAUUCAAUAAAAAAAUAAUAAGAAAACAUAAAUAAUGAUCCAUCAUAACUUGAAGGAUAAUAACAAAUUAUUUAAUUUAAUAAAUUAUAAUUAAAUGAAAAGCAAGAAAUCAAAAGAAAUUUUGAAUAAUUAAAUGUAAUCGAAUAAUGA